Molecule: messenger RNA, 999 nt
Organism: Sporisorium graminicola
Lineage: Eukaryota; Fungi; Basidiomycota; Ustilaginomycetes; Ustilaginales; Ustilaginaceae
Exons: 2
Coding region: 1-999 (332 amino acids)
Biological process (GO): rRNA methylation; box C/D sno(s)RNA 3'-end processing
Cellular component (GO): box C/D methylation guide snoRNP complex; small-subunit processome; nucleolus
Molecular function (GO): rRNA methyltransferase activity; histone H2AQ104 methyltransferase activity; RNA binding
Source: RefSeq, a predicted model, not a curated record
AUGGCUUUCGGUGAUCGCGGAGGUCGUGGCGGUGGUGGACGUGGCGGUGCACGUGGCGGUUUCGGUGGUGGACGUGGCGGCUUCGGUGGUCGUGGCGGCGCAGCUGGUGGCCGUGGCGGUUUCGGUGGCGGACGUGGUGCUCCUGGCGGACGAGGCGCUCCCGGUGGACGUGGCCGUGGUGCCCCUGGUGGACGUGGUCGUGGUGCUCCCGGUGGCCGAGGUGGCCGUGGUGGUGCUCGUGGUGGUGGAAAGCCCGGUGCUCGAGGUGGUUCCAACGUCAUCGUCAAGCCUCACCGACACGCCGGUAUCUUCGUCGCCGAAGGCAAGGAAAUGCUCCUUGUCACCAAGAACAUCGCUCCCGGCGAGUCGGUCUACGGCGAGAAGCGCAUCUCGGUCGAAACGCCCGGAGCCGGUGCCGACGGCACUACGGCCAAGACCGAAUACCGUGUUUGGAACCCUUUCCGUUCGAAGCUCGCUGCCGGUGUGCUUGGUGGUCUGGACAACAUUCACAUCGCACCUGGCAAGAAGGUGCUCUACCUCGGUGCCGCCAGCGGUACCUCCGUUUCGCACGUUGCCGACUUGGUAGGCCCCGAAGGUAUCGUCUACGCCGUCGAGUUCUCGCACCGUUCGGGACGUGAUCUCAUCAACAUGGCCAAGAAGCGUACCAACGUCAUCCCCAUCGUCGAGGAUGCCCGUCACCCGCACAAGUACCGCAUGCUCGUCGGCACCGUCGACGUCAUCUUUGCCGACGUUGCCCAGCCAGAUCAGGCGCGUAUUGUGGCACACAACGCCGAGUCGUUCCUCAAGAACGAGGGCCACGCGCUCAUCUCGAUCAAGGCCAGCUGUAUCGACUCGACAGCGCCCGCCGAGGCUGUCUUUGCCGCCGAGGUCAACAAGUUGAAAGGAAUGAAGUUCAAGCCCAGAGAGCAGCUUACGCUCGAGCCAUACGAGCGUGACCACGCCAUGCUUGUCGCUCAAUACCAGCGCCACAAGGCAUAA